AUGAUCGAUUCACCAUGGAAAUACUUUGUUUCAUCGUACGAAAUCUUAACAUGUUAUAUUAAAGUACAUUGGAAUUGGUAUUCACCUUUAGUGAUGACCGACAAUGAUGACAUAACGUCACCUACUAUCGAUGAUAAUAGUACUGCUUACAUGUCAAAUAUUCUUCACACAGAAACUUUUCAACCAACAUACAUGUCUUCAUGUCAUUAUACAUCAACAUCGAUUUCGAAUGAGAGAAUAUGGGUUAUAUCCAGUAUGUUUGAGGUGAAUGCCAAUCGUUUUUGGCCAUUUCCAGCAUUCUAUCAACAUAGUGAUUAA
Adineta ricciae is the source of this 318-nucleotide messenger RNA. Lineage: Eukaryota; Metazoa; Rotifera; Eurotatoria; Adinetida; Adinetidae. The record is from the annotation of a GenBank genome assembly.